AUGGAUGUGACGACCGCGUUAUCAUUCCCUCUGAGCGCAAGCUCCUUGCUGGCCUCUGUGCUGCUCCUCCUCGCCGCCUAUGUGGCCUGCCGGUCGGCCUCCAGUCGGCCGAAUCUCCGUCGUGCAUCGGAGCCUCCGGGGCCCAGGCCGCUACCCUUGCUCGGGAAUCUGCUGCAGCUGAACUUGCGCGCACCGCAUCGGACCCUCUUGAAGAUGUCCAAGAAGUAUGGCCCAGUGUUCACCUUCCACAUGGGUCCCAAGAAGGUGGUGGUCCUGGCUGGAUACCAGACGGUGAAGGAGGCCCUGGUCCAGCACGCUGAAGAAUUUGGCGAACGGGAACCUUUUAACACUGUGAAGGAGGCCAAGCUGGAGCAUGGCGUCGUUUGGAACAAUGGCGACUCGUGGAAGGAGAUGCGUCGCUUCACUUUGAGCAACCUGAAAGACUUUGGGAUGGGAAAAAAAGCGUGCGAGGACAAGAUCAUUGAGGAAUCUCAGCACCUCUUGGAAGUCUUCAGGAACUUCAGAGGUGAAGCAUUCGAUACCCAGCAGGCGGUCAACUACGCCGUGUCCAACAUCAUCUGCUCGCUGGUGUUUGGCAGCAGAUUCCAAUAUGAUGACCCCGCUUUCAGGGCCAUGGUUUGGCGCACGGGCAGAGGCAUUCAGAUAGUGAGCGGUCCAACCUUACAGUUGUACAACAUGUAUCCGUGGCUGGGCAAGUGGAUCUCCUGGGCUAGAGAGGAGCUACGCCAAAUGGGGAUGGCCAACAGAAAGCAGGCCACUGAACUGAUCCGGAGUCUGAAGGACACGCUGGAUCCGCGGAGCAGCCGAGGCUUCGUGGACGCCUUUCUCAUCCGCCAGCAACAGUUGGAGGACUCUGGCGACGUGGGUCACUACCACGAUCCCAACCUGCUGAUGACCGUCUCUAACCUGUUCGCCGCCGGCACGGAAACGACCUCCACCACGCUCAGAUGGGCGCUCCUUUUCAUGGCCAAGUACCCCCACAUUCAAGAGAAGGUCCAGCAGGAGCUGAAGCGCGUCAUCGGAGAUCGGCAGGUCCAGGCGGAGGACCGGAAGAAUUUGCCCUUUACCAAUGCAGUCAUCCACGAGACGCAACGAGUGGCCGACAUCGUUCCCAUGUCGCUGCCUCACCGGACCAGCCGGGACGUCACCUUCCGGGGUUUCUUCAUCCAAAAGUGGACUACGGUGUACCCGCUCCUAACGUCCGUUCAUCAGGACGAGAGCCAAUGGGAGAAGCCCGCGUCCUUCCAUCCUCAGCAUUUCCUGGACCGGGACGGAAAGUUCAUCAAACCCGACGCUUUCAUGCCCUUUUCCGCCGGUCGCAGGGCGUGUCCGGGCGAGAGUCUGACGCGCAUGGAGCUCUUCAUCUUCUUUGUCACGCUCCUGCAGCACUUCCGCUUCCGGCCUCCGGCAGGGAUGGCAGAGGACCGACUGGACCUCACGCCCUGCGUGGGCUUAACACCCGCCCCCGUCCCCCAUCGACUUCGCGCCAUUAGCCGGCUGAUCGCCUGA
Molecule: messenger RNA, 1530 nt
Organism: Nerophis lumbriciformis (worm pipefish)
Lineage: Eukaryota; Metazoa; Chordata; Actinopteri; Syngnathiformes; Syngnathidae
Source: RefSeq, a predicted model, not a curated record